UCCUGUUUCCUGCUCGCCGUACCGUCAUCGACGACCUCUUGAAUUCACGAGAACAGUAGACCCAGAGGGUUAGUAGGUAGUGGUAUCCGCUACCUUAGCCAGACAGAGCAGGAUGGGCAGAACGGAUGACUGUGGAGACGAGGAGUAUAACCGCGUCCUCUCCGAAGAUCGACUCCUACCGGAUGAGGAUUGCUACGAUGAUAAGCAGCCCAUUCGUCCGCACGAGGGACGAAGCACACGGAAAUUCCGACCCAUCUAUUUCCAUGUUGUCCUGAUCUUGGUGUAUUCCGCCAUCUACGUAGGCCUUCUCCUUCGAACUUUCAGUACCAGGCCCCCUGAUGCAAAUCCUUCGGUACCCCAACCGAGGCCACCACAUCGCCUUCCGGCCCGCGAAGGACUCAUUUGGGAGGAGCGAAAAUUCCCGACAGAAAUCACCAAUAACGCUUUUGCUGGGGACCCUCGGCCAGAACUGGAUGAGGCAUGGCAUCACCUGUUGCACAACGACAAUAUACUCGUACCCAAGGAGUACCUCGAUGAGCGCAACUUGACCUCCAUCUACACCAAAGACGGAACGCAUGGGGUCGCUUCCCUCAGCACCUACCACGCUUUGCACUGCCUGAAAAAGGUCAAGAGAAUGCUCUUCAAGACGUAUUACCAUGAUGGCAAGUCUGAAGAAGCCAUGGCGCGGGAGAUCAAACACGUUGACCACUGUGUCGAGUAUAUCCGCGAGGCACUCAUGUGCCAGCCGGACCUCUCGCUCGUCACAUUCCGUUGGAUCAACGACACGGCCCAGCACGAGGACAAAUCUGCCUUCUAUCCCACCAAUUUUGACGUUUCCCUGCACACCUGUGCAAAGUGGGAGCCGUUAGAUCAAUGGGCAGGCGCACGCAGGUUCGAUUUGUUUGACGUGGAUUUGCUUCAGAGACCGGUGGCGUCUGUCGGCCCGGCUUGAGUGUCGGAGGUGGCCCCGUCUGGUGGCAUUCAUCAAACGUGUCUGAAGGUAAGGCCCGGGAGUCUGGCACAAACGCCAACUUACAGAUACCUACUAAGAAGCUGCUGUCGAGUUUGUCCUCGUGAUGAAUAUGAGGAUGAGAUUCAGAAGAUCUAUACCUAAGCAGGGUG
Messenger RNA from Chaetomium fimeti, 1122 nucleotides. RefSeq lists its product as uncharacterized. Lineage: Eukaryota; Fungi; Ascomycota; Sordariomycetes; Sordariales; Chaetomiaceae. The record is from RefSeq and is a predicted model, not a curated record. Gene Ontology annotation, biological process: mycotoxin biosynthetic process. The transcript is spliced from 5 exons. The coding region runs from base 113 to 952 and encodes 279 amino acids.